GUCAAAAUAGCUUUACGCUUUGUGAUCUGAAGACUUUAAUGUGGAUAACUCGGUGAUGUCCAUGUAAUUUAUUAUUCGUAUUUUGCAUUUGUGGAGGCGCGCGGGUAACACUUCUUUCCGGGCAGGUGAAACGCUCGGACUGUGCGUUGCGGUGAGGGCUAGGCUUAUGUUUCUGAGUAGCCUACUAGCUGUCUUCACAUAUGAAAAGAGCAAACUACUGGACCCAAGACCAAGGACAAAGCGUACUGAUCAAGUAUGCGCUUAAUUGGAGUACACGGGCGAGGUGUCCCUUGCAUCAUCGACGGGAUUACAUUUUCGUAAUGUACAAUAAUUCGGCUGUCGAUUCCACCUUCAAAAACCUGGAUUAUGUUUCCGAAGUUGUCAAUGGCACUCUGGAGCUUUUGUAUAAUGUAUCCGUCAACACCAGUAAUACAGCUACGUGCGGGGAGCCACUACUAGAUUUCGGUAGUGGAGAGAAAAUAAUUAUUGGAGUGAUGCUGGCUAUCAUAACAGCGGUCACAGUGAUGGGAAAUACAUUGGUUGUCAUAGCAGUUUGUGUGGUGAAAAAAUUAAGACAACCAUCAAACUACCUUCUUGUAUCCCUGGCCGUGGCGGACCUCUCCGUGGCCAUAGUUGUCAUGCCCUUUGUUAUAGUGACAGACCUAACUGGGGGCAAGUGGCUUUUUGGAGAGGUGUUUUGCAACAUCUUCAUUGGUAUGGAUGUAAUGUGCUGUACUGCCUCGAUCAUGACACUCUGCGUGAUCAGCGUUGACAGGUAUCUGGGGAUCACUCGGCCCCUCACUUACCCAGCUAGGCAGAAUGGCCAGCUGAUGGCUAAGAUGAUCCUGGGGGUGUGGUUGGUGUCUGCCUCCAUCACCCUACCCCCUUUCUGCGGCUGGGCCACGAAUGUCCACACAGGUGAUGUGUGCCUCAUUAGCCAAGACUUUGGCUACACCAUCUAUUCCACGGCCGUGGCAUUCUACAUCCCCAUGCUCGUCAUGCUUUUCAUGUACUACAAGAUCUUCAGGGCCGCCCGCAAGAGCGGCCUCAAGCACCGCUUCACCGACUUCGCCCGUCGCGAGCGUCUGGAAACGGUGGCCAGCGAGGCACUAAAGAUGCAGGGCUUAAAGCCGCAGGGUGUGGCUGAAGAAUGUGCGGUGCUAUCCCGCCUGCUGACCCACGAGCGCCGUAACAUCUCCAUCUUCAAGAGGGAGCAGAAGGCGGCCACUACGCUGGGGGUGAUUGUGGGCGUGUUCACCGUCUGCUGGUUGCCCUUCUUCAUCCUGUCCACGGCCAGGCCCUUCAUCUGCGGGGUGGAGUGUAGCUGCGUCCCCAUCUGGCUGGAGAGGUUCCUUCUGUGGUUGGGCUAUGCUAACUCCCUAAUGAACCCCUUCAUAUAUGCUUUUUUCAACCGGGACCUGCGCUCCACCUACAAAGACCUGCUGCGAUGCCGUUACCGCAACAUCAACCGACGCCUGUCUGCUGUGGGCGUGCAUGAAGCGCUCAAAUUGUAGGAGGAAGAUGACAUUGGAGGAAGACAAUUUGGAGUCCCAAAAGCAUCCAAGGAAUUUCUGAUGCGGUCUUCAUUGCAAAGGCUACUGGAAGGUAUGGUCUCUGUAGUUUUAUAAUAGGCUCAGACAAAUGACCUGUGACCUGUAGCUGUAGAUAAAGACAGAGACAGACUGUUAAGUUGUCUCCAACCCCCCCGGUGGAGGCAAAAAGACAAGGCCAUCACUUACUUUUGGGUCUGUGUGACUCACUAUGUCAUUCUAUUUUGGAACUCAAAACCAUGGGCCGUAUUUGAUGGGCUAUUCAAGUUGACACUGGCUUUAUGCAUAUGCUACUAUUCAGUCCUGACUUCAUAUUCAUGUCAAGCGGAUGAUGCACUGACUGGGGAAAGGACAGGGGUAUCCAGGCGAUAAUACUGGGUCAUUUGAAAACAUGGUUUGCAAAUGGAUUUCUGCCAGAUUAUAUUUGUACCAAUAACUACUGACCAUUGCAGGUCGCAGAAUUUUUAUUUAUGUAACAUGUCACCUUGUCAGUACAAUAGAUGACAAUGGUGAACAUCUGGAAGUGGUUUGUGUGUGGAUUAUGUGGAGAUAGGUUUUAUCUGUUCAACAAAAAAAAAUACAGAACAGAAGGCAUCCUUUUUGUUUGUCAGGUUAUUUUCAGAGAUGUUUUCGUCCCAGUACCUCACAGUCAUUUUAUUUAAUAGAUUGAUCAGCAUCACUUAAAACUCCCAUCCAGUCUUUGCAAUUUUAUUUUGAAAUCACCACGUAUGUCUAAUAAAUCACUGUGUGGUCAUUUAAUGAAUGUACCCUCAAAAUGUGUGUUUUCAUCAUUUAUUUUCCUGAGCCUCUUUUGGUCCUUCAAAUGCUCAGUCUGAUCUUGUGAAUGUUAUAAAACCAAAAAUAAAUAUAUUGGCAUACGUAGCGCAGAUUUACUAAUUAGAUGGUUUAGAGCCAAUACCCUUAUUCAGACAAACUGUAUUUUGACAUAAUUGCAAACUAUGAACAAGAUAGUUUGCAAUUAUGGAUGAGUUCAAUCAUCAAUUUCUUUAUGAUUUAACUCAUACAAAGUGGGAACCCCUCUGCAGCUUUGUAAUUGUUAUGGGAAAGCAGAGUGCGAUAACUCCACAUAGAUCAGACAUCUAUCCAGGUGGGGAAAACCAACUUGAGACAAUGGUGAGUGCAGUUACAUUUUCAUAGACCGACGGUUUACUAAUGUGUUGAACUGUAGAUUAGGGUAGUAGAUGGAUGGUUAAGAUGCUGUGAUUCCAUUGUGAAUUUGUGUGGAGACAAAUAUUAUUUUCAAUGUGUUCUGACAACUGCCACAUCAACGGUGCUGCCACUUUCUUGUUUUUAAGGUUUUAAGCUUUCCCAAAUCCUAACCUUUACAUUAAUAAUGUGGAAUUAAUACCGAACUAUAAUCAAAAAAGGGUAAUCCACCCCCAGUAAACACUAAUCAUGAAACCCCUCUCAAUUGCCCGAUAGCCUUCAUUAUAUCAGUGGAUGAAAUAUAUAUAUUUUUUUCAAAUGUCAACAUUAAGAAAUCCCAAUUUUUUAAUGUCCAUCUUCACAACUCUACAAAAAGACUGGAAGGUCAUGAUGGAUCCUCCAGUACACAUCUUGCCAAGCCAUUGUUCCUCUUAUCACACUGAUUGCUCAACCAAAACGUUUGAGCGACCACAAACCAAUAGCUGUUCACUCAUAUCCUGGACAACAACCACGGAUGAGCUCGCAGGCACCCAACCUCCCACCAAGACUCAUAAGAUCAUGAUGAGACAGCGCAGGCCAGUCCAACAUCCCCCCACUCAUCAAGGGUUAGGCUGAGAGGAUUCUGCGCUGCCUACUGCUGGACCCAUGAUAGCCCCGGGCAUCAUUGUUACGUUGAGACCGGGAUUCGAACACUUGGCUUCAAUGACAUAGUUAUUCUGACAGGCAGUGAAUAAAACCACUGUGUCACAGUAAAGCAAUUAUCUCCAUGAUUUGAAUUCUAAAAUGUGUGUCUGUCCAACCAAGAAAUUGUGUAGCGGUGGUUCUAUGCUAUAUCAUCUUUAAAACAAUUACCCGAAUUCCAGAGCAGUUCCCACGCAGUUCCCACAUCUCUUUUACUGUCUACUUGCUUCCAGACAUGCAAGGCUCCUUGCAUGUUGCCAUAGCAACCUGGUUCACACAGCUUUGAGCUAGAUAUGCAGUCUCUACCAGGAUAAAAUUAGUUGAACGAUUUUAACCUCUUAUUUUACUAUUCAGUUCAUUCAUGCUGUUUAUGUCUACUGUCACGACAUCUAACUCUUUUGGGAUUCAUUGUUUAGUGGGGUCUGCAUGAAUUCCACAUUUGUCAGACAUGCUAUGCAUUAUCCAUGGAGAAGAGAAAUCCAGUUCAGAGUAAAUCUAACAUAGUUCAACAGCACAGUGGUUCAUACUUCACCCAACAACACUUAGGUACGUACUGUAAGUGCAAUACAUGUAGAAGGUAAUGACAGAUCUGAAACAUUGAGGGCAUGAAGAUCUUUCUGAGGUGACUUUUCACCAAAUAAAUAAAAAAGUUAGCUGCUGGUUACAGAAUUUCCCCUACACUCUGCAAAUAUAUCCUAUAGGAUAUUUCUACAUAAACUGUGUGGGACUCUUGUAAGUUGUUUGAUGAAAGGGUUUUCAAAUUACCCCUUCUCAAUGGUUCCUCAAAGACCCAUCUGAAAAACCUUUUGAGGUAGAUUAGUAUGUUCUUCAUAUAGUUAAUUCAGUAAAUAGUAGUUAGUUAUUAGAAGUAACUAUUAUUAAUAGUUA
Messenger RNA from Esox lucius (northern pike), 4286 nucleotides. RefSeq names its product 5-hydroxytryptamine (serotonin) receptor 7c (gene htr7c). The transcript is spliced from 2 exons. Bases 201 to 1514 code for a protein of 437 amino acids. The record is from RefSeq and is a predicted model, not a curated record. Gene Ontology annotation, cellular component: plasma membrane; dendrite. NCBI's taxonomy places the organism in Eukaryota, Metazoa, Chordata, Actinopteri, Esociformes, Esocidae. Gene Ontology annotation, molecular function: neurotransmitter receptor activity; G protein-coupled serotonin receptor activity. Gene Ontology annotation, biological process: vasoconstriction; chemical synaptic transmission; smooth muscle contraction.